UGUACGAGCUUUGGCUAAAAUCCGGAUUCCGGAACUGAGAGAUUAGAGAAGACGCCUGCUAGAGAAAUUAUACACGUAACAUUUAACGCUAGUAUAUUUUUAAAGCAGGACCUGAAUUUAGAACUAGAAGAAUGGAUACACCCAGGAAAAAUAAUGAUUGCUACUUCUAUUAUUAUUCAACGUGCUUAAAAGGUGAUGGUUGCAUGUUCCGCCAUGAACCUUCAGCACUGGGCUGUGAAACAGUAUGCUCAUUCUGGCAGCAAGGAAAAUGCCUGAACCAACAUUGCAACUUUCGACAUAUGCAAUUGAGAAAAAACCGUAAGAUGAUUCCAUGUUACUGGGAGAACCAGCCUGGUGGUUGUCGGAAACCUCACUGCUCAUUUCAACAUAAAAAUCCCCGAGUACCGCCUACAGUAACUGACAUGGAAAAAGCUAAAGAAUGUGAAGCGGUAGCAGGAGGCAAACCUCUAGAAAGAUCUGACUGGCCUAGGCAAACAGUUAUGGUUGAGGGGGGACAGUAUGAAGAAUGUGUAGGGAGCACUGACAGUGAUUCAGGACGUGUGGGCCCACGCCGUGUAAGUCAGGGCAGUGAGGCAAGCUAUGGCAGUCCACCUGUCGACCCACUUGUCGUCAACUUUGAAGAAGAGUCAGAUAGUGAAAGUAUCCCUACAUCAACCCCCAUUAAGAAGCGGCAACAGAAGAACUUGCGUGUUAAAACGCUGGAGGAGAUCAAACUGGAGCGUGUUCAGGCUGAGUCUGCAGCUUUCUAUGCCUACAACAGCACACCUGUGAAACCAGAAUCUGACACUACCGUUGCCUCCACUCCUACUUCUAGUUGGGACAGCGAGGGAGACAGUGAUCUUCGAGCCAAGAUCCUAUCCAGGAAAUCCCACCGUAACUCAAAAGCUGAUGUAGACUUUCGAGUUAUGACUCUUGAUGAGAUAAGAAAAAGGAGACCACAUGAAGAGGGCCAUUAUUCAGCUAUGGAAGAAAAGAUGAGUGUUGCAAUGAAUUCAAGCAUUGACAUUCCUGGUGGUGCUGUUAGUGUGAAGCAGUUUAAAAAUGGAUUCAAAGUAGAAAAUAACAGUGCCACUUCAGAGGAUAGGUUUCAAACUAGGCAAAAGAGAUUUAAGUCAGAUCACAAUUUUGAAGAAGAUAGAGUUGUUUGUCAUGAUAAAGGUACAGUUCUGUUUAAUAAGAAAGUGGAUGCAAAAAAUAAUGGUGACACUUUAACGGAACCUGUAACAGGUGGACAUUUUGUAAUUAAAACUCUGGCUCAAAUCCGGGCAGAAAAGAAUUCUCUAGUGGAAAAUACUUCUAGCUGUAGUGUCCCAGAGAGGUCAGUAGGAUCUGAUUGUUUGCCUCAGGAACUUUCUCAAAAAAAUUCAGAGACUGAAGAUGGUCUUAGAAGUGUAGGUGACAGCAAGGAUUUCCUGGUGUCUGGCUCAAAUCCAGAUGAAAAUGCCUGUUUUCAGCAAACCAACGAAACAAAGUCUGAUGGCAAAGGUACACCAAGAAGAAGGCAGUUGCAAUUAAAAAGGAAUAAUAUAGAUACUGCAGUUCAUGCUCCUAAGAGGUCCAAAGUUAUUCGACUUACUUCUGAUUUAUUAAAAGAUUCUGAAGUUACUGUUCAAGUGCCUGGAAGUGUCACCAGUAAUGUAUGUUCAGAUCCGUUGAAAACAAAUGGCACAUUAUGUUUGGAGACUGGGGGAUCUAGUUGUGUCAGGCUAGGACAGCCAGUUACAAAUAUUUCAGAAGACAGUUUUAAAUCUUGCUCUAAGUCUGUGAUGAAUUCCUGUGCCUGUGAUAAACGUUCAAGCACAUUUAAUAUUGCUGGAUCUGAUGUAGCCAAAAGCACAGAUCUCUCAUCAGAAACUACAACAAAUCCAGUAACUACCUCAGUACUUCAUGGUAAACAUCCCGAUAUGGCUCUUAGUGAAUUUGCUGGAAAUAUAAUAGGUGUUACCCACCCCUCAAAAUCACCAUCAGGUGAAAGAUUAGAAUCAAAAUUGGCAUUAGCCACAAAAAGUGUGGACUGUGUGUUAGAUGAUGUAGGAGAAAAUUGUGCCAUGAAACCUCUUUCGGUAUUGCAAACUCAGCAGGGCAAUACAGAUAUUGAUGAACUGUUGCUGGGUGAUACCGAGGAUAAUUGUGUGAUUCUGGAUGCUGAGGAAGAUAUAUUGCAAGAUAUAGAUGAUUUACUAAAUGAUUAAGUUAAUCCAUUUCUAAUUGUUAUGUAAGUCAGGUAUGGAAACCAAAAGUCCACAGUUUGUUUCGGAGCAGUUAAGACAUGUCAAAACUGUUCAGAAGUUGUGUGAUCAUAA
Cryptotermes secundus is the source of this 2324-nucleotide messenger RNA. RefSeq names its product zinc finger CCCH domain-containing protein 11A. Gene Ontology annotation, molecular function: metal ion binding. The transcript is spliced from 7 exons. NCBI's taxonomy places the organism in Eukaryota, Metazoa, Arthropoda, Insecta, Blattodea, Kalotermitidae. The coding region runs from base 132 to 2213 and encodes 693 amino acids. The record is from RefSeq and is a predicted model, not a curated record.